GUUUCCAGCAUUCAUAAAACUAAAAGGUGACACUUUGAAAACAUUUUGUCUAAGCUCAUUCUAAUUUCCACGGGUAUUUAUUUUCAUGCACUUAUGUAUUCUUUCGCAUCGUAUGAGCCACAAGCAGAUGUCUUUCAUGAAGGCUGAUCCUUGGUCCAGUUUAACACGUCUGCCUUUUUGCUAGGCAUAAUUAAUUUGCCAACAAUGGAAUACAAUAGCAUACUAUUAAGUGUUAAAAGCGUUGAAAAUGAAAACAUCCAGCAGGUAAUUAAUGAUGCUUUAAUGCACAAAACACACAAGGUGUGCUCAGCGGUGGGAAACCCCCCCAAAUUCUCUUAGCCUAUUCAAACAGUUUUCUGUAAAGAAUUAUUGCGCAACUUCAGUGGAGAGAGCGAGGGCGGGAGAGAGAGUUGCGCUUAUUUUUUACAGGGCUUCGACAGUGUGACUCGUAUAGUAUGACAGCAGCUAAGGAUUACGCCGGAUGAACACAUGGUUUUCAUAUUUUUCUAAAGGAAAAAAAUUCUUAUCACUCGUGACCUCUUAUGGAAAUUGCAUGUUGCGUGACGAUAGCCUGAAGUUCAAAUGUACCUGACCAACUGCACAAAAAAAACGUGUUGUCGAGAGAGGUAGUUUAGCGUGACUCUGGCCGACACACCCGCAAACUGUUUUCACUGGCUCCUUGCUACAGUGGCAAGUGUGCAACACCAGUGAUUUCGACAGUCAGACCCAGAAGCAGGGGACGAGCACCAUAUUUUUUUUUCCUGCGUGGGAAAAACGAGCCCUGGCCUGCUUCUGAAUUUCUGACUUUCUUGGGAGUCGUGGGAUGACAGUUCCUGAGAGGAGUUUACUGGAUAUUGGCAACCGCGCAUACUAGGCACACUUUAUGCGGCAAGACAAACAAGAAGUACAAUUGCUCAACGUGUAAGCUAACUGAAAAACCUUAAGAGAGGAGGCAACUCACGAAAUGCAGGCAAAAUCUUCCUGUAACAGGAUGGCAGUGAGGAAUACUUUCAUCUUGAUCCUUUCUGGAUUUCUUAUAUGCCAACAGGUGGCAAAGUGCAAUCCAGGAUGCAUUAUUCAGGGUCAUGAUGCUUACUGCUCUGCUAAAUCUCUAACCCAGGUCCCAGUGUUGCCCCUGUAUAUAACCUAUGCGGAUCUUAGUCAGAACUUUAUCAGUGAAGUUCACCAAAAAUCCUUCAUUGGUCUUGAGGGCCUACAAAUGCUUAAUCUGGGAUUCCAGAAAGUGAGAGGACUUGUAAUCAAGAACAAUGCUUUCAGCAAACUGUACAAUUUGACAUACCUUCAUCUUGGGAGCAAUAUCCGUCUUCAUAUUGAGUCAGGUGCAUUUAAUGGAUUAUCUAAUCUUCAGUCCCUUGUUCUCCUUCGCUCUGGGCUGAAUGACUCCAUUCUGUCUGGUAAUUAUCUGCGACCCCUGGUCUCUCUUGAGUCACUUCAGCUCUUUGGGAAUGAUAUCCAUAAAAUACAACCUGCCCAGUUCUUUUUGAACUUCAGCAAAUUCCAUAUUCUUGACCUCUCACUUAACUGGGUCCCAAGUGUUUGUGAAACAGAUCUCUCAGGCUUUCAAGGCAAACACUUUAGCCUCUUAAAGUUGUCCUCUAUUCACUUGACUGAUAUGCGCCAUCCUGCUUUCAACUGGGUACAAUGUGGAAACCCCUUCAGGAACAUAUCUAUGGAGGUUCUAGAUUUAUCUCUUAAUGGCUUUAGCGCUGACAUGGCAAGACCAUUUUUCAAAGCUAUCAGUGGUACUAAAAUUCAGCACCUUAUUCUCAGAUCUAGUGCUAUGGGAAAAUCAUUUGGUUACAGUAAUUUGCCAGACCCUGACAAAUAUACAUUUCAAGGUCUCAGGGAGAGUAGUAUUAAGAGUUUGGAUCUGUCUAAAACUUUUAUUCUCAGUCUUCAGAGUUCAUUGUUCAGUGCAUUGGGAGAACUUGAAAUCCUUUCUUUGGCAGAGGGUAAAAUCAACAAAAUGGAAAGAAAUGCAUUUCUUGGAAUGACUAAUUUACUAAGUCUCAACCUGUCAUACAAUCUAUUAGGGGAAAUAUAUUCUGAAACAUUUGAAAAUCUGCCAAACCUUUUGGUACUUGAUUUGUCAUACAAUCACAUAGGAGUGAUGGCACCAGACUCCUUCUCUCAGCUCUCAAAUCUAGUUCGCCUAGACCUCAGAGGAAAUGCUCUAAGAUAUGCUGAUACAUUUACACUCCCAAACCUGAAAGUGGUCCGUUUGGAUGACAACAAAAUUACAACACUUAAUCUUCAUUCACACAUUACAAAUAAUAUCACGGUAAUUCAAUUAGAUUCUAACAGAUUAAGUAAUUUGCAAGAUCUGUAUGAGAUAUUAGCCACAUCUCCUGACGUUGAAGAAAUCUAUGUGGCAGACAAUCAUUUUUUAUGGUGUACCCACGAUGAAAAUAAUUUAGUGCUAACUUCAAACAAGUUAAAGGUCCUUGACAUGCGGAAGACAGGUUUGUCAAAUGUGUGGAUACAAGAAAAGUGUUUAAAUAUGUUUGGCAAUCUUAGCCAUGUAUUGUAUCUUUUUUUAAAUCAGAACGCACUGAAAUCGCUUCCAAAGGCCAUUUUUAAAGGCCUCAUUUCCUUGCAUUAUUUGGAUUUGUCCCUCAACUAUCUGACUUAUCUCCCUCCAGACAUAUUUCCUAAAAGUCUGAAAGCUGUUAAUUUGGCCCACAAUUCCCUUGGCUCACCCGAUCCAAAUAUCUUCACUACCCUCAGUCUGAUAGACCUUAGCAAUAAUCUUUUUAUUUGUGACUGCCACCUCAAAGAGUUCUUAAUGUGGAUGAAUGAUACAAAUGUAACAUUUUUCAGGCCAGUUAACGAGCUGACAUGUGAAUUUCCUGAGGCACUGCAUGGUGUUCCUCUAACAGAGUAUAACAUAGAAUCAUGCCAAGAGGACGAUGAUGCACUGUUUGAAAAACUGAGGGUCUUGCUCUGUGUCAUGUGUACAACACUCAUAACCCUCAUCACUUGCAGCACCAUUGCGUUCGUUCGUUUUCGUGGAUACUUCUUCAAGUUUUACAAAGAGGUGACUCUAAAAAUUGUUGCAGAUUCUCCAAAAACACCCACUGCUGAUGACUGCCCAUAUGAUGUUUAUAUCUGCUUCAAUUCCAGUGACUUUAAAUGGGUAGAAAGAGCGCUGCUGAAAAAGCUGGACUCUCAGUUUUCAGAGCAGAACCAUCUACGUUGUUGUAUCGAGGCUCGCGACUUCAUCCCCGGAGAGGAUCAUUUGUCUAACAUGCGCAAUGCCAUAUGGGGCAGCAAGAAGACUGUUUGUGUUGUGUCCAAAAAGUUUCUUAGAGAUGGUUGGUGCCUGGAAGCCUUCACCUUGGCCCAGUGCAGAAUGUUGUCUGAGCUUCGUGACAUCCUGGUGGUGAUUCUAGUGGGAAACUUGCCUCUUUUCAAACUGAUGAAGCAUGAUCAAAUCAGAAGCUACAUCAAAAAAAGAGAAUAUCUCCAGUGGCCAGAGGAUAGCCAGGAUGUUGAGUGGUUCUACAGCAAGCUCAUGCACAAGAUUAUUAAGAACACAAAGCUCAAAAAGACCAAACCUGAGACCACCAAAGUCAUUGAAUUAACUUACAUCAAUCAGCAGUCAAAACAAGAAUUGGAACACAACCCUGUUGCUUCAGUUUAAGCUUUUUAAGUAUAAUGUCAUUUUACUGUCAAAUGCUAAAAGUUACUGUAACACUUCAAUAAGCUUGAAUCAACAUAACUCUAACAACCAGUUUUUAAAUGUAAACACCAAGGAUAAAAAAACAUCAUUUAUUUGUUCAAAAGGUAUGGUGCAAAUGUUUUGUUGGGUCUUUCCACUUAGUUUUGCACUUGAAUUGUCUUAACUGAAUAAUAAAAAGACUUCC
Molecule: messenger RNA, 3887 nt
Organism: Chanos chanos (milkfish)
Lineage: Eukaryota; Metazoa; Chordata; Actinopteri; Gonorynchiformes; Chanidae
Gene: tlr5a
Product: toll-like receptor 5a
Exons: 2
Coding region: 965-3664 (899 amino acids)
Biological process (GO): toll-like receptor signaling pathway; inflammatory response
Cellular component (GO): plasma membrane
Molecular function (GO): protein binding; signaling receptor activity
Source: RefSeq, a predicted model, not a curated record